Messenger RNA from Lolium rigidum, 1356 nucleotides. RefSeq names its product UPF0496 protein At3g19330-like. The transcript has a single exon. The coding region runs from base 1 to 1263 and encodes 420 amino acids. NCBI's taxonomy places the organism in Eukaryota, Viridiplantae, Streptophyta, Magnoliopsida, Poales, Poaceae. The record is from RefSeq and is a predicted model, not a curated record.
AUGCGGCCGGGGGAGCGCCGGGACCGGGAGGAAGACGACGGCGAGGAGGAGGAGGAGGAGGCUGCCUGCACGAACACGGACGCUAACACCAGCAGCGCGAAUGCGAGCACGAGCUCGAGCACAGCUCCGAGUAGCGGCAGCGGCGCGAGGAGGAACGGCGGGGCAGCGGCGGCGAUGGCAAGGGCGUGGCGGCGGAGCCGCUCCGUCUCGGGGCCGACCAUCAACCUCAGCCAGGAGUACACGCUCGCCAUCCAGACCAGCUCCUACAACGAGAUCUGGGCCAAGAUCCACGUCACCGUGGACGGCCAGCGGGUGGACGGCGGCGACGACGCCGACGACGAGGACGAGGAGGACAGGAGCACCCUCGCGGGCGUGCUCCGUCCGGACGACGCGGCGGUGGCGCGCGCGCUGGGGGACGCGCCCGACACCGAGCUCACCCGCCUCGCCGCGGACUACCUCCGCAGCACGCACCACGCGUCGCUGCUCUGCCUCUCGCUCCGCCGGGCGCUGCGCCGCGCGCGGGCGCUCUACGGGCCCAUCGCGGACGUCCUCGCGCUCAUCCCGCACGCGCGCCCUCUCGCGGCGCCGCACUGCGACUGCGCGUUCGACGCCUUCCUCCUGUUCGACGGAAUGCCCAACCCGUUCCUGCCCCCCACAUCCGACUUCCAAAGCAUGCACCGGAGCUUCGCUGGCCUCAAAACCCACCUCGACCACCGCCUCCUCAAGGCCCGACGAAGGCGCACACUACUGCGGUGCGCGACGCGCGGGUCUGGCGUCUGCCUCAUCGCCUGCGCAACCGGCGCUGCCAUUACCGGCCUGGUGAUCGCCACCCACGCCAUUACCGCGUUGCUGGCCGCGGCCCCUGCCUGCGCAGCGUCGCGCGGCUCUUCCUGCUGCUCGGCGCCCGCUUGGAUGAAGCGGCUGCAGCAGCACAUGGACCGGCUCGACGCGGCGGCCAGGGGCGCCUACGUGCUCAACAACGACGUCGACACCAUUGAACGGCUGGUGGGCAGGCUCCACGCCACCGUCGAGAGCGACAAGGUCUUGGUCCAGCUGGGGCUCGAGCGCGGGAGAGCGCAGCACCACACCAUCGAGGAGGUGGUGCGCCAGCUCCGGAAGAACCAUCCCAGCCUGCUGCGCCAGCUUGCUGACCUUGAGGAGCACAUCUGUCUAUACUUCGCGGCCGUUAACCGUGCAAGGUUGUUCCUUGUGCACCACCUCAAUGCCCAGUCUGAUCCCUACGCUGAGCUGCCUCUGUCGUGAUUUACUAGCAGUGCCCAUUUUCAAGGAUUUGGCGAUCCGCUUUGUAAGGCGCCAAUGAAAUAUACUGCAGCAUGUCUGCACAAGUUUCUUGUU